This is a messenger RNA of Suhomyces tanzawaensis NRRL Y-17324, 2772 nucleotides long. RefSeq names its product Arg81p (gene ARG81). NCBI's taxonomy places the organism in Eukaryota, Fungi, Ascomycota, Pichiomycetes, Serinales, Debaryomycetaceae. Gene Ontology annotation, molecular function: DNA-binding transcription factor activity, RNA polymerase II-specific; zinc ion binding. The transcript has a single exon. Gene Ontology annotation, biological process: regulation of DNA-templated transcription. The record is from RefSeq and is a predicted model, not a curated record. Bases 1 to 2772 code for a protein of 923 amino acids.
AUGGCUGCCAGCGAAUCGCCAAAACCCACCCCAAAGAACCCCAAGAAUGACGUCUCCACUCGUGCCAAACGCUCCAAGUCGUUCACAGGCUGCUUCACCUGCAGAUCCCGAAAAAUCCGCUGUGAUUUGUCCCGUCCCUUCUGCAACAAUUGCACCAAGGCUGGAGUGGUGUGUUCUGGCUACGACAUCAAGCUCAAGUGGUCGCUUCCGUUGAACUUCAAAACACGCUCAGGCCAGGCGUUCUCUUCGCUGGUUUCGUUCAAUUUGGGUGACGAAGAUGCCGAAACUCCCGAGUUCUUCCAGCGCAGAAACGUGGACUUCGUUGUAUGGGACGAAAAGCUCAACUGCAGACCCUAUGAAACCUACGAAGAGAUGGACCACGACUUGGGAAUCUUGCAUAACUCUGGAAACGACAGCUUGGUGCAUCUGGAGGGCAAGACGAAAUUAUUGGGUCCAUUUGGAGUGUUUAAAGGCAAGAUACCACGCCCAGCACGGCCAGAAAAGGCCCAGUCGUUUGGCAUCAAGAAGCCCAAGCUCUCUUCCAACGGCAGGACGAGUUCUCCCGGUAUCCAGGGACAGAUGAAGCGGUUUCCCUCAUCCCAGACUCCAUCAAACCGAGCAUUGGCCUCCGAGAAUACUCCCCACGACCAGCUCUGGCUCUCCAACGAGCUCCGAGACGAUGCUCUCUUGACGGCAGCUGCACUCAAUGGAGACACCCAGCUCUUGCAGUUCAUGAACAACAUUUCUCCCACUAACACCAACCUCAACUCCAACCAAGGCAGUCCGUCUUCGAGGCCGCUCAACAGUGCCAGCAGCACCAACUUGGCGUUGUUCAACACCAACCAGAACGACUUCUUGAACCUUGUGUUCCAUCGAAACCAUAACUUAAAUCUGGGAAGACAGACUCCAGGCGAGCCAGGGACGGGUACAAACACACCAGGACCCAUCGAGAACAAUAACAUGGCCAUGUCUAACCUCCUCAACAACCACGAAACGUCCACCAUCAUGAUCAACCCCACAAACCAGCACUUAUACUACUCCAACUACAACAACUACUACUACAACAAUCCGUACCAACUCAACGAGGACUUGGAAAUCCACCUCCAUGCCUCGAAGGUGCCCAAUUCCAACGAGGACGACUCCACAGACAUCGUGGAGGGCGAGCCUGCUAAUAACAGCACUACCAUGCCGUCGUCCGUAAUGUGCAUCGUGCAGAACCCGUUGCAGCCCAAGUUGGGGUUUGACAUCUCGUUUUCCAAUCCCCAAGGACCCAGCUUUGGCUUGCCCUCGACUGCGUUGCAGGUGCAGCCGUUGACCCGCUACUUGCUCAACUACUACAUCACCCAGGUCGCAGAUCUCAUGACAGUCAUUCCGUUGACCGAGAAUCCCUGGAAGACCAUCUACUUUCCACGAGCGUUGAUGGCUAUUGGCGAGCUCCUGUCGUUGGGCCACACCUCACCAGCCAAAAAUGCGUUGUUGAAUGCCCUCUUGGCGGUGUCUGCGUUCAAUCUCCAGUCCAAGUUCCCCAAAAACUCAGACGCCAUGAAAUACUACCUUAAUCUCGGGAUCCGGCUCCGUAACCAGGCCAGUGUAUUUGUCAAACAGUUGUUGAACUCCAAGUCUGCAACCCAGUCGGGAAUCGAGCACUGUGUGUCUAACGAGAAGUACAAGGACGUGUUGUGCUCGGUGAUGUCUAUGAUCAGUGUAGACUUGGUGUGGGGGACGAUGCAGGAUACCAACUUCUACAUCAAGUGGUGUGGUAAGGUGAUCGUGGCCAAGAUGGUCAAUAAGAAGAAGCUCUCGUCCAAGGCUCGAAUUCUCCACCGUAUUUUCCUGUCGUUGAAAUUGAUCCAAGACUCGACAUGCUUGGACUUGGACAGCAUCAAAAGCGACUUUGCCAUCAACGACGACGGCUCGUACGACGUCAACGGAGACAAGUUUGGCAACGUCAAAAAGGGCAAGAUCGAUUUCAUCGUCAACGACUCCAUCACCGCGAAGGGAGGGGCUAAAAAUACAUCUCCGUCGUUUGUCAAUAAGAAGUUGAUCAACACCAAGAAGAACGACGAGAACUUUGCCACCGAUGCGUUGUACGGCUUGCCCAACUCGUUGAUUUUGUUGUUCAGUGAAACUGUCCAGUUAUUGAGAACAAAAAUCCAUCAUCAAGAGGUUUACCAAAAGUUGCCCGACGAUUUCACCCAGAGAGUCAACAUCUUGAACAAACGGCUCUUGAACUGGAAGCUCGACUGGAAACUCUACGACGAUCCACUGGAGACAGAGACAGCUCUGACAGAUAUCGAGGUCGACCAGGAUCUCCGCGAAACCGUCAACGGCUUCCAGAUCGAAGACGACGACUCAAGCAAGCAGUUCUUUUCGCCCAUGCAUGAAAUCACCUACCAUCACAUCUUAUCUUUCUACCACGCGUUGAUGAUAUAUUUCAAUAGGUUGAUCAAGGAGGUAUCGCCUCACAAAUUACAAGUCAAGGUGGCCAAAACUUUGAGGCACUUGAAUGAGAUUCAACGGUUGAUACGAAACGACGAAGCUGCCAUCAUUCCCUUGUUUUGGCAAGGUUUCAUUGCCGGAUGCGAAGCCACAUCCUUACACUUGCAAACCAGCUUCAAAAAAUGGGGAUCAGAUAUUGCCCAGUACCUUGGGAGUUAUUGGGGUGCCAGACAGAUCAUGUUAGAAGUCUGGCGCCGGAAGAGAAUGAAUGAAGCCCGUGAUGAUUGGGUAAGCGUCAUUCAAGAUUGGGAAAUGAAUUUAAUGUUGAACUAA